This is a messenger RNA of Cygnus olor (mute swan), 790 nucleotides long. It is a transcript of the gene METTL25B, whose product is annotated as methyltransferase like 25B. The transcript has 3 exons. The coding region runs from base 246 to 551 and encodes 101 amino acids. NCBI's taxonomy places the organism in Eukaryota, Metazoa, Chordata, Aves, Anseriformes, Anatidae. The record is from RefSeq and is a predicted model, not a curated record.
CGUGCCACGCGCUCGAGGCGUUCGCGGGGCGGCUGCGCCGGGGCAGCGCCCGCCUGCGCGCCCACUGCUACCGCGCCGCGCUCGAGAGCCUGAUCCGGGCGGCCGACCCCAGCAAGAGGCGCCUCGGGGUGCAGACGGGGAAGAAGGCCCACGAGCUCAGCUUCCCCGACUACGCCCGCCUGGGGCUGCCCCGCGUGGGGCUGGACCCGGCGCAGGUCCCGCUGGACUCGGGGGCGGUGGGCGCCAUGCUGGGCCGGCAGCACGAGGUGCUGGCCUUCCUCAGCCUGGCGCUGCUGCUGGCCCCGCUGGUGGAGAGCCUCAUCCUGCUCGACCGCCUGCUCUACCUGCGGGAGCAAGGCUUCCAGUGCGCCCUGGUGCCCCUCUUCGACCCCCGGUUCUCCCCGCGCAACCUGGUGCUGGUGGCGGCGCGGGCGCCGCUGGACGGGGUGCUGGAGGGCCUGGAGGAGGACAGCAGCGAGGAGGAGGAGGAGGAGGAGGAGGAGGAAGGGGCUGGGGGGGCAGCGCAGCCCCCCGGGCAGGGACGGGGCUGAGCGGUGCGGUGGGGACGGAGGGACGGGCGCCCAACCGCUGCCGUGGGGCAGGAGGAGCAAUAAAAUUGGUUUUUUUGUUUGUUUUUUUUUUUUUUGUGGUGCGGGGCUCGGAGUGAGGGAACAAGGGGGGGGGUGGGGGGAAAGGCGGGCCUGCCCCCCCCCCCCCCCGGCAUGGCCGAGAGCCGCCCCGAAAGCGCCGCAGCUGCAAAAAACAGGGCGAAAACCGAAAUAUAGCUACA